AUGUCAAAGAUUAAGGUUAUUGCCAAAGAAACAGGAAUAAGGUUCCAUGUCAUCAAAUACAACGAGAAGUAUUCAAAUCAUUCAUAUACUUAUGAACCAGAUGAAGAACCAAAGAUGACAGUAGAACUUUUAUUAAUGUAUGACCACUACAUGUUGAACGAAAAGCUUCCAAUAAGUUCAAUGUUCAUCAAGAACUAUGAAGAUGUUUGUAAGUUGUGCAAGGAUUGGACUUUAGAGAAGAAGAUGUUAGUUAACAGAAGAUAUGAAACAAGGUAUGCAAUUAACUCAAAGUUAGUUACACCACUUGCAAAAGUCAUUGAACUCUUGUUUGCUAACAAUUAUUUCGAACCAAUUAGAACAGGAGAACUUUGCACAUACUUCACAACGAUGUAUAAUGAGAACCUUGAAGAAAUGAUUGACCUCACAUACAAUGAGCGUUAUUGCGCAAGGAUGAAGAAAGAUUGGAGUUCAGAGACGAAGAAAGACAUGAAGUUCCCAAGAGAACAUGUUUUCUUUGCUGACUUCGAAGCAUCAACUGAUGGAAACAUUCACAAAGCAUACAACAUUUGUUUCAUGGAAGAUGACGAUGAUGGUUAUACAUCAAUUUGGGGAAGUGACUGUGCGUCAAAAUUCCUCGAAGCUUUACCAGAUAAGAGUUUAGUUUAUUUCCACAACUUAUCGUACGAUGUCACUUUUCUCAUGUCUCAGUUAGAAGAGAUUACAGGAACUCCAAUCAUCAAAGGUUCACAAACGAUGCAGAUACAAGGAAAGUACAAAGGAAAACUUCUCUGCUUCAAAGACUCUUAUGCAAUCAUCUCAACUAA
This is a messenger RNA of Trichomonas vaginalis G3, 824 nucleotides long. Its product is annotated as organellar and viral DNA polymerase type B. NCBI's taxonomy places the organism in Eukaryota, Parabasalia, Trichomonadida, Trichomonadidae. The transcript has a single exon. Gene Ontology annotation, molecular function: nucleic acid binding. The record is from RefSeq and is a predicted model, not a curated record. The annotation marks the transcript as partial.